Molecule: messenger RNA, 3195 nt
Organism: Closterium sp. Naga37s-1
Lineage: Eukaryota; Viridiplantae; Streptophyta; Zygnematophyceae; Desmidiales; Closteriaceae
Source: the annotation of a GenBank genome assembly
AUGCCCACGCUCAACCGCGCCCGCUUCGGCCUCCCCGCCAUCUGCCUCGAUCUCGCCGUGCUCCCCAGCGGCUCCGCCGGCAGCCCCAGCAGCGGCAGCAAGGCGGCGCACGCCCGCGCGGGCGCGGACGGGCGGUUCGCGCGGAGCGCGAGCAGCGGAAGCAACGCGGAGGAGGAGACGGGGGAGAUCGUGGGGACGGAGGAGGAGCCGAUGGACGUGCGCGCGCGCAAGCAAAAGUUUCUCUUCUUCGAGAAGGAGUGCUCGCAGAUCAUGGCGCACGUGUUCGUGGGCAGCGACGCCGUGGCGCGCGACAGGGAGAUCCUGCGCAAGUCGGGCAUCACGCACGUGCUCAACUGCGUGGGGUUCGUGUGCCCCGAGUACUUCCCCGGCGACAUCACGUACAAGACGCUCUGGCUGCAGGACAACACGUCGGAGGACAUAUCGUGCGUGCUGUACGACGUGUUCGACUUCAUCGAGGUGGUGCGCGAGGAGGCGGGCCGCGUGUUCGUGCACUGCUGCCAGGGCGUCUCGCGCUCCACCUCACUCGUCAUCGCAUACCUCAUGUGGACCGAGCGUACGCGCGCUGCUGCUGAUGCGCCACUGCGCAUCUCUUCUAACUGCUCGCCGCCUUGCCCUCGCCCCCUUUCCGUUCGCGUCCCUCGCCCUUCUUCAAACCCUUCAACUCUCCCUUCUUCCCCCUCCCCAACCACUUUUUCCCUCCCGUCCAACCCCUUUUUCCUUCCUCCGCCCUUCCCCUCCGCCUCUCCCCGUCCCCCGUCGUCGCCCUCCACGCGCGCGCUUCGGCGAGCGCAGAAGCGCGGGUUCGAGGACGCGUUCCGGUUCGUGAAGGCGAUCCGCGGCGUGGCGAGCCCCAACAUGGGCUUCGCGUGCCAGCUGCUGCAGUGGCAGGAGCGCGUGCUCCCGCCCUCCGCGCUCCCCCCCGCGCACCAGCCGCUGCUAGACGACGGCCACGACGACGACGCCGCGGGGGGCAGCAGGCAGGACGGGGAGGACAGCCAGGCAGCGAAAGAGGAGCAAGAGAGGGAGAGGGAACGGGAGAGGGAGAGGGAGCGGGAGCGGGAGAGCGUGGUGCGCGUGUACCGCAUGGCACCGCACUCGCCGUACGAUGGCGUGCAUCUGGUGCCCAAGGCCGUGCUGGACGUGGGGCCCCGCUGCCUCGACCCCCGCGGAGCCUUCGUCAUCCAGGUGGGGCGCACUGUGUACACGUGGAAGGGAAGCCAGUGCCACCCGCUCAUGGCGGAGCAGGCGGAGCGGGCAGCGCGCCAGCUCGUCACAUACGAGGGCCUUUCCCCCCACUCCCCCUCCCCCGUGCUGCAAGGCGCGGAGCCCGCGCCCCUGCUCUCCGCGCUCCACUCCCACGCCUCCCGCGCUGGCAGGCGGGCGGGCGCGGGCGGCAGCGGGGGCGGCAGCAGCAGCAGUGAGUGGGCGGCGGUGAUAGAGAGAGAGGGGCUCACGUAUAUGGGGCAGGACGCGCAUAUGCUCGCGGGCGCAGGGAGCAAGUCUCUUGCUGUCAAACCCACGAUUCCCAAACUGGCCUCCAUCCCUGGGAUGGCGGAGCAGCAGAGCGAGUACGACUAUGACUACGAGUGCUUCCUGCGGGCGCUCGAGGGCGGCACGCCCAAGCCCAUCGCGGGCCUCGCUUCCCCCAACGCCAAGGUGCUGCCGCACCAUGGCAGGGGGUGGCUGGGCGCCACGCUCGAUGACUGCUGGGCCGCACUCGCUGCAGGGGGAGGGGGAGGGGGAGGGGGAGGGGUUGGGGAGGGUGAGAGUGGGGGUGGCGGAGACAGCAGUGAGGGUUCCGCCGUUCGUCUGCACAGCCGGUCGUUUUCCGUUGGGCACGCCACCCUCCCCUCGCUGUUCCCUGUUCCGCCUGCCUCCGCCUCCGCCUCUGCCGCCUCCGCGUCAUCCAAGCCUUCUAAGCCGGGAUCGUUGUCCCUGGGCGCAGACUCAGGAGGAGGGGGAGGCGCUGCCUCGAGCAAGCUCCUCUUCGCGCCUGUGCUGCGCAAGCCUCUGCCGUCGCUGCCGUCACCGUCGUCCUUCUCCCCGCGCUCCCUGGGCUUCUUCCCGCCCUCGGGCGUGGGUGCGUACGGGGCUGCGCUGCAGAAGCUGCAAAUGUCCACAGGGGGGCUCGCAGGCUUGCAGGGCACGGGCGGAGCCAGUGGCGCGGGCGAUGGGGACGGGGUGGCGGGCGGGCAGGUGGGCGCGGAAGCGAGAGGCGCGGGGGAAGCGGAGGUGCACGCGCUGGGCGGAUCCGCGCUGAGUGACAUGAAUACCGCCGCAGUGCAGGGGGCGGGGAUGGGGGCGGAGGAAGAGGACGAGAGUUCGGGAAGCGGGGGUGGCGUUGGGAGGGUGUCUAAAGGGGGAGGGGAAGCGGGCAGCUGGAUGCUGUCGCCGCGUGGGCCUAGGAACACGCCCAGCAAGCUGUGGGAGGCGGAGGAGGCAGGGCAGGGUGCAGCAGUGCAGGAGGAGCGGAGAGAGAGGGAGGCGCGGACACGGGGAACCCGAGGAGAGGGGUCAGGGACUAGGGAGCGAUCAGGUGCAGCGUCUGCUCGGCCGCUCCCUCCCAAGCCUUCGCUUCCCUCUGGCAUGGUCCCUGUAGGCAAUGCAGUCCCCUCCGCUGCCUCCUCCUCUGGCGCUUCCCGCGCCACCCUCCCGCCCAAAGGCCGGUCCGCGUCCCCUCUGCGCCCCCCCCGCCCCCAGCAAACCACUGGUGGUGCUGCUGCCCCCAGAGGAGGGGGUAGAAGGGUUGGUGUGGGUGGGAUGGCUGAUGGGUUCAUGGAUGGCGGAGGGGGGAGGGAGGAAGAGGAUGACGAGGACGGGAGUGGGGAUGGGAGAGGGAGGGACAUGUAUGGAGCGCUGCUGACGCCUAGAAGGAAGCCUCCUGUGUCGGCCUUUGGAAGGGAGAGGGGGGCGCGGAAAGGGAGAGAGGGAGGGGAGGGUGGUGGGAGGAGAGGGCAAGGGGGUUUGGAGGAGGACAAGUGGGGAGGUGAUGGGGGCGAGAAGGGGGUUGGCGGCGGGGGCUUUGGUGGGGAGGAUGGUGGGUUUGGUGUGCCUGGGAUGGAAGAUGACGGGGAGAGUGCGGGGAUGGGGAGUGAUGAUGAGAGUGGUGGUGGAAUGGCGUUUAAUCUGCCCACGCCUAGAAGGGGCGGACCACAGAUAAAGAAGAUGUUUUGA